This is a messenger RNA of Papaver somniferum (opium poppy), 1723 nucleotides long. RefSeq lists its product as uncharacterized. The record is from RefSeq and is a predicted model, not a curated record. The coding region runs from base 417 to 1487 and encodes 356 amino acids. Lineage: Eukaryota; Viridiplantae; Streptophyta; Magnoliopsida; Ranunculales; Papaveraceae. The transcript is spliced from 3 exons.
CACCCACCUAGUCAAAGGUAUCAAACUAUCAACUAAACAAUAACUAUUACCAACUCUCCUUCCUUCACACCAUUCUUUUCUUAUUCUUCUUCUUCUAUUUUUCCUUUAUAGUAUUUUUUUCUUUCAGCUUCCUGGAUUUUAGGCGGAAGUCCACCACCUACACUGUAAAAUCGAACUUAGUUUUUAAGAUCAACAGCCUCAUUGUUUUAUUCUUCUUCUUCAAUUUCAAAUCUAGGGUUUCCAUUUUUGGGGGGAUGAAUUCUUAAUUUCAAUUCGAAACGUUAAUACUUUGUUUAAUUUUAUGUAAUUUUUGAUCAAAUUUCCAAUCUGGGUAUUAUUAUUAUCUUUUGAAAGUCUCAUGUAGUAAGCUGGUCAUUAUCAAGUGUGAGUGGAGAAAAGAGAGGACAUAUUGAAAGAUGUCCUCUAUUUUUCCUUCAUCUUCAAGUGGUGGUGCUGGUGGGGGUGUUGGUAAUAGUAAUGGUGGUGGAGCUCUUAAUUACAUUGAGCAUCAUGUAUCUAAGUUUGAUACUCUAGCUGGUGUUGCCAUUAAAUAUGGUGUUGAGGUUGCAGACGUUAAGAGGAUGAAUGGGUUGGUAACAGAUCUCCAAAUGUUUGCUCUCAAGAAGCUUCAGAUACCAUUACCAGGACGACAUCCCCCAUCUGCAAGCCUGUCAAAUGGGCAGCCUAGUCCAGGAGAAAGCAUGGAAGAACAGAUGAAGCCCAGCCGAGCUCGCAGUGAUGUAUUGGAAUCACUUCAGUCCCUUGGCUUUAGAAAAACCGAGCAAAGAGUUUCUUCAGCUAUGAGCAGUUUACAGGGCUACUACGGAUUGAAAUCUCCGAAACAGAAAAUGUUGGAUGAAGGUACAGAGAUGGCAAAUUACAGAACCGGUAGUGUUCAACGCUACUUCCAAGAUGAAAUUCUCUCCAAACCCUUGCUAACAUUUGAAACGUCUCCAAGCCAGCAGAGAAGCUUAGUUAAUGGAAGCUUGGUCGAGAAUGGUGACCCAUUAAAUGCUCUUGCAGCUGCAAAGAAUGGUGGUGAGGCUGAUAAAUCAAAUGAGAAAUCGGUACGGAGGCGUCAGAAAUCUGAAGUUGAUUUGAGUUUGCUGACACCGGAAAAGGUGCUGAAGGAGGAAAACAAUGGCAGCAAUGGGCUCUCAACGGUCACAGGAAGGGGUUUAGCUUUGAGGCCCAAAUCUGUGAGCAGAAAUCUUAUGUCAAUUGAUACUGAUAUGAGUUGGUUAAACCCUUUCCCAGUAGGUCUUGGAGAUUCUCUGAUUGCUGAUGGUUUUGUUGUGGUGAAGAAGUCUUCAAGCACAUCGAACUUGCAAGAUCAGGAGAGCAAUGGCUCAUCUUCUUCCAUCUGGCCGACUUCUGGAUGGAGUGAUUUACAAGCUCUAUCUUCUGCAGCAUCCAUUACUAGACCAAUCUUCGAUGGUUUGCCGAAACCCAUGAGCGGAAGAAAGAACAAAGCGGCUCUUGAUUAGUGUCAGGUUGUUUUUCAGCUUUUAUUUGACAUCAGAUCAUAUAUUGUAACUUUUCCUCACUGAAAAAAGAAAAGAAAAGAAAAACACUGUUAGAUUUAGCGAUUAAUGUACACUUGUAGAGUCCUUGAACAUCUACAAAAUUGAAAGUGUACACCUAGACCAGUGAUCAAGGGGUCUUUCAUGAAUUUAAUCUGAGUGUAUAAAAUUUUAAUUGCAUUGUUGUCCUUUAUAGCUUA